AUGACUGAUCUGGCUGCCAUCCCUCCUGACCUCCUGGGCGCCCUGGCAUGUGUUCAGGGGAAGCUGGAAGAGGCAGAGGAGAACUUGGUGUGGUUGUGGCCUGGUGUGGUAGUGCUGUGCUCAGGUCAGGACAAGGCCUACAGGAGCCCAACAGUCAGUCAAGGAAGGCUUCUUGUAGGAGGUGCUACCUCGGCUGCUGUGGAGGCUGUGAGCCAGGCUGUGAACACGCAGAGGCCUCGUGGUGGUGACCUGGCCUUCCCCAAGAGGGUGUCCCCACCCUGUGCCUUUGGAGGGGGCAAGGCCCAGUCUCCAGACAGCAAGUCAGCCCCCAGUUUGGCUUGGACCAUGGCUGCGCUGCUGCUGCUUGGGGCCGCCGCGCUGGCGUGCCUCGCCCUGGACCUCCUCUUCCUGCUCUUCUACUCCUUCUGGCUGUGCUGCCGGCGACGCAAGAGCGACGAGUGGCUGGGCUACCUGGGCUUCCUGCUGCUCGACGUUGCCAUCUGCCUUCUGGUGCUCGUUGGCCUCAUCCGCAGCUCCAAGGGCAUCCUGGUGGGGGUCUGCCUGCUGGGUGUCCUGGCCCUGGUCAUCAGCUGGGGCACACUGGGCUUGGAGCUGGCUGUGUCUGUGGGCUCCAGUGACUUCUGUGUGGACCCCGACACCUAUGUGACCAGGAUGGUGGAGGAGCACUCGGUGCUGAGCGGGGAAGUCCUGCAGUACUACCUGGCCUGCUCGCCGCGUGCCGCCAACCCCUUCCAGCAGAAGCUGUCAGGCAGCCACAAGGCACUGGUGGAGAUGCAGGACGUUGUGGCCGAGCUCCUGAAGACCAUCCCGCGGGAGCUCCCGGCCACCAAGGACCCCCUGCUCCGUGUCCAGGAGGUGCUGAAUGGCACGGAGGUGAACCUGCAGCACCUCACUGCCCUGGUGGACUGCCGGAGCCUGCACCUGGACUACGUGCAGGCCCUCACAGGCUUCUGCUAUGACGGUGUCGAGGGCCUCAUCUACCUGGCCCUCUUUUCCUUCGUCACAGCCCUCAUGUUCAGCUCCAUCGUCUGCAGCGUCCCGCACACCUGGCAGCAGAAGAGAGGCCCGGACGAGGAUGGGGAGGAGGAGGCCGGCCCAGGGCCACGGCAGGCGCACGACAGCCUCUACCGCGUGCACAUGCCCAGCCUGUACAGCUGCGGGAGCAGCUACGGCAGCGAGGCCAGCAUCCCGGCUGCCGCGCACACUGUCAGCAACGCACCGGUCACCGAGUACAUGAGCCAGAAUGCCAAUUUCCAGAACCCCCGCUGUGAGAACACCCCCCUCAUCGGGCGUGAGUCCCCGCCGCCUUCGUACACCUCCAGCAUGAGAGCCAAGUACCUCGCCACAAGCCAGCCUCGCCCGGACCCCAGCAGCAGCGGGCACUAGACCGCCCGGCCGCCGCCUGCCCCACGUGCCAAUCGCCCUGCUCCUCCCUGUGCCAGCCUUGCUGCUUACUCCCUGGUCCCCUGCCGGACCCUCCGCAUGUACGCCAGGCCCGCUGCAGGCACCUCUGUGGCCACUCGACCCCUCCUCCCCUUCCUGCAGGGCCGUGGAGAUGCCUGGCUCAGUCCUGCCGGUGGAGACGGGGCCAGGGGCCCAAACCUUCUCCUCCAGGGUCACGCACCUGGACACGGAGGGGUGCUGCUCCAAUACCUGGGCCCUCCAGCCCCUGCCGCCAUGCCCCUCAGCCCCCUGGAGUUGGGGAUUUGCAGAGCUCUGCUCUGGGCCAGGUGUGUGGUGCUGGUGCUGUCCCUGCCGCUCCGUCUGCAGCACGCCGUCCCCACGGAGCCCUGUAGUCUCCUGGGCUGGCGCCCGCCUGCCCCUGCCCUCCCACAGCUCUGCUGCUUUUCCUGCCCCCACCACGUCUCUGCACCUCACCUCUUGGUUCACAGGCAGCGCAGCGUCAGUCUCUGCUGGGCGUCGAGGGAGGCCACGGGCGCCUGCCUGCUUGGCUCCCACGUGUGUGGGGACCACUUGCCUCUCUGCGGAUCCGUAGCCCUUCCUUCUCUUGCCCACCCCGCCCUGCCCCAGGCUCCUCUUUGGUCAGUUGCCUGAAGCCUCCUGGGAGGGCCCCACUUUCUUGCCUUCUCUCCCAGCCUUGCUCUCCCCCUCAGCGCCUGCCCUGCCCAUGGCACCCAGCCCUCCGUGGCGGCAGGAGACAGCAGGUGCCGUGCUGAGCCCAGGCUGCUCGCCCAGUGCUGGCCGCCUUCUUGGUGCCAAAACCCCUCCCCCACCCCAGAGACUUGGCGGCGUCUUCUGGUUCGUUUUUUGCACUAACCACACUUGUCAUCUCUAGGGCAGGCGAGGCUGCGGGCCGAGCGGCGCCCCAUUCUCUGUUCCCUUUCCAGGACAGGCACAGUGUCCCAGAGCUGGCCUGGGGGUGGACCCAAGCUGGCUGUGAAUGUGCCCUCGGCCCCUGCCACCCUUCUUGGGACUAACCACUAACCUCACUCCAGUCUCUGGGGCCCCAGCCAACCCAGAAUUGGAGAGUGUGACUCCAGGUCCAGGCUGGAGAUGAGGCCCCUGGUAGCCCAAUGGGAAUCAGGCUGGAGACUUGGGGUGCUGCUGGGAGGUGUCAUAGACUGAGAGGCAGCCCGAGGGCCUGGAGACCACUCUCUGGGCAGGCACUGCCCUGAGGGGGACCGUGUCCUCAGGAAUGAAUGUCCCUUGGGCUGUAGGACCGAGGUUCCUGUGGCCUCGGUCUUCCUACCUGUGAAGUGGGAACAAGGCUUCCCCAAGGUGCUUUUGGCUUAGUGUACAAUGUUUGCUGUGUUUCCUGUGGGAAGGUGGGGACACCCUCAAAUCAAGACGGGAAGUCCCCUGCCACUCCCAGCCCUGCCCAGCCAGCCUGAAAUGGAGGGGCCAAAUGUGGGCUCUGGCAUCUGUCACGCCAGAGGCAGGAGGGGGCCACUUGGCAGCCACACGAGGGCCUAGGCUGGGGUCGCACAGGGGCAGGUGGGAACUGGCCCAGCAGUUUACAGACACGGGGGCUCUUUCUCCCAGAGCAGCAGGGCCGUGCCCCUCUCCUGGGGUGGCCUGGGAGAGGCCACCGUCCUUUCCUCUGUCAUCCCUUCUUUGUGCUGGUGUCUGGGACCAAAAGGGUGGGCGGGCUUGGGCCCGGCCAUAUCUACCCCCAUCCUGGGGCCUCCACCCUGGGAGGGGAGAGGAGUGAGUGGGCAAACAUGGGGGUGUCCCAGGUGGGCCUGUGGCCCUCAGCCUCCCGUCUGAGCCCUUGCACGUGGCCAAACCUCAUUGACGGGCUCCAAGCCCUCACUGUUCUGGGUCGCCCACAGUGUGGGGCGGAAACCCACCUGCCCGGUUUUCCUCUGGGCUCCACCCCAGCGGGGCAUUCCUGCCUGGGCCUCGAGGUGGGAGUUGCCGGCGGUGGUUGUUGGGGCGCCCUGCGCUCUGCCAUCGCUCAGAAGCACAAACGGCCGCCCGGCCCGCGAGGCCUCGUAAAUGUGAAACGCCCGCAGCUCAGGAGCCGGGCGCUGCGGACCUGAGCCGCUCGGGCCCCCGUGCGUCCCGCGCGUGUGCCCGCCCGCCUGCGACUCCACCGGGUUCCUCCUUCUCACCGCGGCUGAAUAAAGGAAAAGGGGGGCAAUCAAAAGGUGCAAGGCCAACCUCAGCCCCGGAGGGGAACUGCU
Molecule: messenger RNA, 3668 nt
Organism: Vicugna pacos (alpaca)
Lineage: Eukaryota; Metazoa; Chordata; Mammalia; Artiodactyla; Camelidae
Source: RefSeq, a predicted model, not a curated record